Molecule: messenger RNA, 570 nt
Organism: Parnassius apollo (apollo)
Lineage: Eukaryota; Metazoa; Arthropoda; Insecta; Lepidoptera; Papilionidae
Source: the annotation of a GenBank genome assembly
AUGGAAAGACGUAAAUUAUUGGUGAAUUUGGGCAAAACGGGACGACAAUGCGAUAUUAUGAACCGAGAAGAUCUAUUACAACUUAUCGAUAACAACCGUGAAACUAGUUCUGAAAGUCCGAAACGAUCUUUUAAAGAAGAUGAAAGCUUACAGAAAAUAAGCGAUGGAUUUUUCGACAAAAAUGCUGUGUUGGCCGAUGAAGUUAUUGAACAUCUUAUAGAAGACCUUGAUGUGUCAGCGAUGAAGACAAAUGAGUAUCAGUUAACUUCGCAAGAUAAGUUCCCAUGUUCUGUGUACUCUAGGUCGGUCACACCAGUUCACUCUCAAUCUGAAAUACAAAUUAAUUCAGAAAAUGUUUAUGUUGAUAAUAGAGAUUCUCCGAGCAAAUUAUCGGAUACACCAACGCCCUCAGUAUACAACUCAUUUACUUCAAGUCCGCGUCCAUUAUCAGAAUUAGAUCAAAAUAUCUGUUUAACAAACUCAGGCAGGCCAUCGCGUAUGUUACUAAUUUCAAACUGUCAAUCUUCUAUAAGCAACACUAGUGAUGCUUCUUCGGCGGUGGAGGCAUAA